Molecule: messenger RNA, 2333 nt
Organism: Heterobilharzia americana
Lineage: Eukaryota; Metazoa; Platyhelminthes; Trematoda; Strigeidida; Schistosomatidae
Source: the annotation of a GenBank genome assembly
GUUGGUGAUACCAGGGAGAUUCAUUCUCAUUUUGAAGGUGGCAACCAGGGAUGGAGACGAAAUCGACAGUUUUCAGAAAUGUUCAUCCUUUUCGUAGUCUGAACUGUAGUUAAUUGGCAUGCUAGUGGGGAUUAUGAAUAAGCAUCACUGAAUUUCGUGAUCCGUUCUAUUUUUUCUGCAGAUCUACUUAGUCGGAUAGUACGCAGUUGUCCGUCAAGUGACAUACUGUUGAUUUCUGCGUUACAUUAGUCGACUGUUUCAAACGACUACUGGAUGAGUAUAUUUCAAAACGAUUGUUGGCGUAUAAUGGUUUGUUCACCUGGUUCUGAAAGAUCUGUGAGCAGGAGUACAGCUCACACUCGUAGUACAAGCCGAAGUCGAUCUAGAAGUGGUAGUAUUCGACGAAGUUAUUCCCAUUCUAAUCGUAGCCGAUCAGCGACUAGAUCAUUUUCAAGACGUACUUCACAUUCACGUCGAAGUAGCAGAUCUAAAAGUCGUUCUAACUACUCUCGUUCCCACUCACAUUCUAAAAGUCGACAUUCUAGAUCUUGGUCUAGAUCACAUUCUCAUUCUCGUGGCAGAUCAAUAUAUUCAUCUCGUUCACGAUCCAUUAGUCGUUCCAGAUCACGAUCUGCUUAUCGUAAUAGUCGGAGAAAAUCAUUUUUUAGAAGUAGGACAAGAAGUCGUUCUUAUCAUUCUGGUGUUCAUUCACGUUCCCGAUCACAUACACCUAAUUCAAGACCUGUUUCACCAAGUACUAAAGGUGGCAAAGACCCAAGAGACCGUUCAAAACGAGCACAUUGGACAAAUAAUGUUUGGUUAGUCGGUGAAAAAGCCAAAGAUACAGUUUUCCAUUUUUGUGAUACUUGUGAUUUACCAAUUGUGAUCUAUGGACGUUUGCUUCCAUGUAAACAUGUGUUGUGUUAUACAUGCGCUGUGAAUCUAGUGAAUAAUAAAUGUAAUCGAUGUCAAAAGUCUAUACAGACAGUUGAACGCUGUUUAGUCGGUGGGAUAUUCAUGUGUUUUGAAAGUGAUGGCUGCCGGCGUACUUAUCUAAGUCAACGUGAUCUUCAAGCGCAUAUUGAUCACCGUCAUCGAACUGGAUCAAAUAUUGGUAGUGGUACUGUUACAGUUUCUUCAACCAACAUCAGUAAUAAUAUUAAUACAAUGGUGUCUAAAAGUGAUACUGUUACUCGUUCAGAAACAGUCAUCUCUUCUUUAAGUAAUCAAAUGAUUUUCACAGAUGCAACAUCUCGGCUUUUAGGUGGUGUAAAGGCAUCGACCAAUGGCAGUAAUACUGCUACUACAUGUGUACCUGUGGAAAAGACGAUAACUUCAAAUCCAAUAUCUUUGUUAGGUCCAUCACCAAGGAUGGUUAUGAAUACAAUGGUUCCACCGAAUUGUGCAACAGCUCCACCAAAUAUCUUCAUUAAUAAUCAAAAGAAUAGUGGACUUUUACCAUUACCUACGCAAACUUCGACCUGUUCUUCUUCUUCUACUUCUUCGUCUUCAACACUUUUAUCGACUCGACCUCUGCCAAUGGGGAUGUUAACUCGACCUAUGAGAACAAAUAAUCCUACUGUAAUUGUUGGCAAUAAUCCUGGUAAUACUAAUAGCACUGGUAAUUUUCCACAAAUUCAACAAUUCCCCAAUUGUCCUCCGCCUAGACUACCACCUCCACCGAUUGGUGCACCAAAUAUCCCUCCACCACCAACAUUUUUAACCAAUUCUUUAUCAGUUCCACAAUUAUCAUCUACACAUAAUGCAAAUUUCAGUGGUGCAUCUGCAGUUGCUGCUUUAGUUGCUGUUGUUUCUGCAGCUAUGUCUGCUGUUCAAUCAAAAUCUGCUGGAGGCAGUGGAGUUGCCGGUAGUACAAAUCUAUCUGGAACAAUUCAACAGUCAUUAACUAAUAAUCAAUUACGUCCGCCCAAUCCAUUGACUGCCUCAUUAAUUACAAAUGCAUUGAGAGCUGCCAAUCCAAAUUGGAAUUCUCUGGUUGCUAAUGUAGCUAACGCAAUGAAUAAUACUACUACUACUACUACUACUAAUAAUAAUAAUAAUAAUAACAAUAGUAGCAGUAGCAAUAAUAAUAAUAAUAAUAAUAAUAAUAGUAACAGCAGUAACAAUCAUAAUAUGAACAAUUUCAACUCAAGGUGUUUACCAUUUCAAUAAGAAGAAGAAAUGUACAAAUAUACACUGGUAUGGUUUCACAUUUGAGUAUAUUAUGUGGAUUUGUUUUUUGCUGUUGUUUACUGAAAAAAGGAACGUUUUUACAGUUUUAUUUUCUUUUUGUGUAAUAUAAAAAGGACUACUAUGAGUAGUCAGUUGUUUAA